This is a messenger RNA of Theileria orientalis strain Shintoku, 459 nucleotides long. RefSeq names its product ubiquitin carrier protein. NCBI's taxonomy places the organism in Eukaryota, Apicomplexa, Aconoidasida, Piroplasmida, Theileriidae. Gene Ontology annotation, molecular function: ubiquitin conjugating enzyme activity. Gene Ontology annotation, cellular component: nucleus. The record is from RefSeq and is a predicted model, not a curated record. Gene Ontology annotation, biological process: protein K63-linked ubiquitination; DNA damage tolerance. The transcript has 2 exons. The coding region runs from base 1 to 459 and encodes 152 amino acids.
AUGGCAUCUAAAAGGAUUUUGAAGGAGACGGAGAGCCUCGCCACUGAUUCGCCACCUGGCAUCAAGGCUGAAGUGUUUCUCGGCAACGACCGCCACUUUAAGAUUCAUAUGCAAGGCCCUGACUGUACUCCCUACGAGGGAGGUGUUUACAUACUUGAGUUGUUCCUCCCCGAGCAGUAUCCCAUGGAUCCCCCCAAAGUUAGAUUUCUGACGAGCAUUUACCACCCAAAUAUCGAUAAAAUAGGCAGAAUUUGUCUCGACAUUUUAAAGGAUAAGUGGAGUCCUGCCUUACAGAUUCGCACAGUCUUACUCAGUAUUCAAGCACUUUUGUCUGCACCUGAGCCUGAUGACCCACUAGAUGCAACUGUGGCUAAUCAUUUUAAAACUGACCGUCAGGGAGCCGAGAAGUUGGCUAGAGAAUGGAAUCAAAUGUUUGCUGUGUGUAACAAAAUGGAAUAA